Cajanus cajan (pigeon pea) is the source of this 1848-nucleotide messenger RNA. Its product is annotated as receptor-like protein kinase FERONIA. Gene Ontology annotation, biological process: protein autophosphorylation. Gene Ontology annotation, cellular component: plasma membrane; plasmodesma. The record is from RefSeq and is a predicted model, not a curated record. Gene Ontology annotation, molecular function: transmembrane receptor protein tyrosine kinase activity; ATP binding. NCBI's taxonomy places the organism in Eukaryota, Viridiplantae, Streptophyta, Magnoliopsida, Fabales, Fabaceae.
ACUAAUUAUUUUGUGGAACAAACGUUAGCAUUGUUAAUUAUUGAAAAGCGAAGGAAGAUACCGAGAAGUUAUACUCAUUGACCAUUUGAUGUAUGGCGAAUGGAUGAAAGGGUCGGUAAGCUGCAACCAAACGCCCAAAUGAAACAAUAACAAGACAAGCUUAGUCAAGAUUGGAUUGCAGAACAAAGGUCAGGUUUGAUUGUGGUGUCACAAUAAUUAUGUUGGUGAAAUGUUUUGGCGACAGAAAUUCAUCGUAUCCAACAGUAAUCGAAGAGUUGUGUUGUAAAUUUUCUCUAGCUGAUCUUAAGAAAGCAACCAACAUCUUUGAUCAAAACAGACUAAUUGGAGAAGGAUUCGAUGGUAGUAAAGUAUAUAAAGGUUAUCUCCAACAUAAUCACUAUGCCGUCGCAGUGAAGCGAUUUAAUGUGAAAAGCACUCGUGGAUGGGAACAAGCGUUCAAUAAUGAAAUAGAGUUGCACUGCCAGCUUCGUCACCCUAAUAUCAUCUCUCUUAUAGGAUUCUGCAACCACAAAGAUGAGAAGAUUAUUGUGUAUGAAUACAUGUCCAAUAGAUCUCUAGAUCGACACCUACAAGCACUCUCAUGGAAGAAAAGGGUAGAGAUAUGCAUUGGAGCAGCGCGUGGACUACACUACCUUCAUGCCGGAUUAAAGCGCACCAUCAUUCACCUUGAUAUCAAACCUGUCAGCAUUCUUUUGGAUCACAACAUGCACCCAAAACUCACCUAUUUAGGCUAUAGCGUAAAGGGAGCAGAUUUUAAGUCAAAACCUAAACCAAUUCAUUUAGACAAUAUUAAAGGUACUUUGGGGUACAUAGCACCGGAGUAUUACAAGGACAGUACCGUGACAGAUAGAUGUGAUGUUUUCUCAUUUGGUGUGGUUCUACUAGAAGUUGUUUGGGGAAGAAGAUUUUUCGACAUGAUAAAAAGGGGAUAUUUUCUGGAGAAGCCCGUUGAGGAGGAUAUUGAUCCGAAUAUAAAAGGAAAGAUUGCACCAGAGUGUUGGCAAGUCUUUAUAGAUGUCACCCUAAGAUGCUUGAAUGAAGCAGAUGAGAGACCGUCAAUGGGUGAAGUAGAGGUGGAACUUGAGCAUGCUCUGUCUUUGCAGGAACAAGCAGAUAUCACAAACACCGAUGGUGUUUAUACCUUACAUUCCACCACCAUUAUUCCCAGGGAAGACAGACCGGGAUGGAACUCUCACAUACAUUAUAUGCAGCGACGCUUGUUACAAUAGCAACCGUAGAUAGUUCCUGGUGGAGAACUAACAUGUUGAAAACAGCAGGCUGAUAAGAAUGGAAAAUGAGUUUCAAAAAAGAUAUAUUUCUGGAAACAAUUUGAUCAGUGAGUAAGUUGUAUAAGCAACCAAACAAUUUGAGAUGCAAUAAGGUAGGAAGUUUUUUAUGCAGACUUUCAUAUGGUAAUUUAUUAUGCAGUAAAGGAGUUGGAAUGCAUUUAAUGAAUAAUGAUAUGUAUGGAGUGUGUGAAUGUGUGAUGGCAUAAGACCAAAGUUAGUGUGGUAGUUGUGCUUGGAGAAUCAAUGAUCUUGCAACGUUAGUUAUAUGCUGAUGCUUCCUCUCAACAAUCUCAUUUUGUUGACGAGAUUCAACUCAUGAUGUUUGGUGCGAAAUGAAUUUGGUGAGAUAAAAGUCAUGCAUCAUAAUUGAAAUAAGGCAAUCUUUGAAUAUGCAAAAUUUUUUUUAGAGAUACUUCUUGGUUUCUGAUUUGUUUUGCAUUAAAACAGUCCGAGUGAAUUGGGAAGUCAUCUACCAUAGUUAAAAAAUAAUUGUAACCAUGAAUAGAAGGAAUUGAAUAAGGCCUCCAAUAUCAACAUU